Molecule: messenger RNA, 1970 nt
Organism: Acomys russatus (golden spiny mouse)
Lineage: Eukaryota; Metazoa; Chordata; Mammalia; Rodentia; Muridae
Gene: Hnrnpa1
Product: heterogeneous nuclear ribonucleoprotein A1
Exons: 11
Coding region: 144-1259 (371 amino acids)
Molecular function (GO): RNA binding
Source: RefSeq, a predicted model, not a curated record
UCUACCAAUGCCGAGCGCGAGGAGGCGGGAUAAAAAGGCGAGCCGAAGGUAGUCUGGCGGAUACGCUCGCCCACUCGCUCCUUUCUGGUGGCUGACGCGUCCGUGGUGGCAUCGCCGGAGACUCCCAUCGCCCUGCCGUCGUCAUGUCGAAGUCGGAGUCUCCCAAGGAGCCAGAACAGCUGCGGAAGCUCUUCAUCGGAGGGCUGAGCUUCGAGACAACCGACGAGAGCCUGAGGAGCCAUUUUGAGCAAUGGGGGACACUCACCGAUUGUGUGGUAAUGAGGGAUCCAAACACCAAGAGGUCCAGGGGCUUCGGGUUUGUCACCUACGCCACGGUGGAGGAAGUGGAUGCCGCCAUGAAUGCAAGGCCACACAAGGUGGAUGGAAGAGUUGUGGAACCCAAGAGAGCUGUGUCAAGAGAAGAUUCUCAGAGACCAGGUGCCCACUUAACUGUGAAGAAGAUCUUUGUUGGUGGUAUUAAAGAAGACACUGAAGAACAUCACCUACGAGACUACUUUGAGCAGUAUGGGAAAAUUGAAGUGAUCGAGAUCAUGACUGACAGAGGCAGUGGCAAAAAGAGGGGCUUUGCUUUUGUCACCUUUGAUGACCAUGACUCUGUGGAUAAGAUUGUUAUUCAAAAAUAUCAUACUGUGAAUGGCCACAACUGUGAAGUAAGAAAAGCCCUGUCAAAGCAAGAGAUGGCUAGUGCCUCGUCCAGCCAGAGAGGUCGGAGUGGCUCUGGAAACUUUGGUGGUGGUCGAGGAGGUGGUUUUGGUGGCAAUGACAAUUUUGGGCGAGGAGGAAACUUCAGUGGUCGUGGUGGCUUUGGUGGCAGCCGUGGUGGUGGUGGCUAUGGUGGCAGCGGGGAUGGCUAUAAUGGAUUUGGUAAUGACGGUGGUUAUGGAGGAGGCGGCCCUGGUUACUCUGGAGGAAGCAGAGGCUAUGGAAGUGGUGGACAGGGUUAUGGAAACCAGGGCAGUGGCUAUGGCGGGAGUGGCAGCUAUGACAGCUAUAACAACGGCGGAGGCGGCUUUGGCGGUGGUAGUGGAAGCAAUUUUGGAGGUGGUGGAAGCUACAAUGACUUUGGCAAUUACAACAAUCAGUCUUCAAAUUUUGGACCAAUGAAGGGAGGAAACUUUGGAGGCAGGAGCUCUGGCCCUUAUGGUGGUGGAGGCCAGUACUUUGCUAAACCACGGAACCAAGGUGGCUAUGGAGGUUCCAGCAGCAGCAGCAGCUAUGGCAGUGGCAGGAGGUUCUAAAUUACAUACAUGACAGCCAGGAAACAAAGCUUAGCAGGAGAGAGGAGAGCCAGAGAAGUGACAGGGAAGCUACAGGUUACAACAGAUUUGUGAACUCAGCCAAGCACAGUGGUGGCAGGGCCUAGCUGCUACAAAGAAGACAUGUUUUAGACAAUACUCAUGUGUAUGGGCAAAAGAACUCCAGGAUGUAUUUUGUGACUAACUGUAUAACAGGUUAUUUUAGUUUCUGUUCUGUGGAAAGUGUUAAAGCAUUCCAACAAAGGGUUUUACUGUAGACCUUUUUUCACCCAUGCUGUUGAUUGCUAAAUGUAAUAGUCUGAUCAUGACGCUGAAUAAAUGUGUCCUUUUUUUUUUUUUUUUUUAAUGUGCUGUGUAAAGUUAGUCUCUGAAGCCAUCUUGGUGAACUUCCCCAACAGUGUAAAGUUAGAGUUCCUUCAGGGUGGUGCCAAGUUCCAUUUGGAAUUUAUGGUUGCUUGGGUAAAGAAGCCAUUGUCUUCAGAAACCUUGGUGUAGUUACUGUUGUGACUACAAUGAGUUUGACUAUUGAAAAGGUCGUCCAAGCAAGGUCACAAUUUGCUUAUAUAAUGGUGUUGGCACACCCUAUGAAAUAUCAAAUUUGAAUAAUGGUAUCAGAUAAAAUAACAGAUGGGAAUGAAGCUUGUGUAUCAUCCAUUAUCAUGUGUAAUCAAUAAACGAUUUAAUUCUCUUGAA